GGGUGAAAAUGGCGGCAUCAUUCAGAUGGGUGUUACAGCUACACAAGGACGUACCAAAAGCAGCAAGAUUCUACUCAGAGGGCUUGGAUUUCACCAUUAACGUCUGUACCCAUAGAUGGGCUGAGCUCCAAUCUGGGCCUCUCAAACUUGCUCUCAUGCAUUCAUCAACCGACAUUGUUGUGCAGAAGGGAUACUCAUCCCUCCUAUCCUUUACAGUUGGUGAUAUAAACAACUCAGUGACCAAGCUAAUGGCUUUAGGGGCUGAGUUGGAUGGCCCCAUCAAAUAUGAAAUCCAUGGAAAGGUUGCUGCCUUGAGGUGUGUGGAUGGGCAUAUGUUGGGUCUUUAUGAACCGUCCUAAGACUUCUUUGAGACGACUGCUUGCAGGUAAACGAAAUUGCAACUUGUAUUACCAAGGCAAAUUGGAUGCUUGACACAAAUUUUGCAUAAGAGAAAUUUGACUCUUGUUCAUGGAGGUGAAACACAAGAAGAUAAGAGGAGAUAGUCAUUACUCAUUAAUGUACCAAUUGUUUACAGCAAGAGACUACCAUUACAGUAGUAGAAUUCCUACUGUGGAUUUCAGUUUCAUCCUUUUUGUAAUGCAGAUGCAUGUCAUGAUGGUAUUAAAAAUCCUUCAUACAAGUGAGUCUUUUCAAGUAAUUUGGGUAGGUUCUCUACCAAGCUUGUAUAAGGGGUUUUCCAUCAU
Solanum stenotomum is the source of this 704-nucleotide messenger RNA. RefSeq lists its product as uncharacterized. The record is from RefSeq and is a predicted model, not a curated record. The coding region runs from base 9 to 359 and encodes 116 amino acids. NCBI's taxonomy places the organism in Eukaryota, Viridiplantae, Streptophyta, Magnoliopsida, Solanales, Solanaceae. The transcript has 3 exons.